AUGCAACCUUCAGUUCUUCUAGCAAGUACGAACAUGAUGCCUCAAAAUCUAGCUAUGCAGCAGAAAAUCAUAAUAAAAAAUAACCAUGGAGAAAAACUUGUGGGGCUGUUGCACGAGACUGGAUCCACUGAAACUGUAAUAUUGUGCCACGGUUUUCUAUGCACAAAGGAGCACAGGAAUAUGGCGAACCUAGCUAUGGCUUUAGAAAAUGAAGGAAUUAGUUCAUUUCGCUUUGAUUUUGCUGGAAAUGGGGAAAGUGAAGGUUUAUUUGGGUAUAGUAACUACUAUAGAGAGGUUGAAGACUUAAGAGCUGUGGUUGAAUAUUUUAAUGGAGUAAGCCGCCCAAUAAAAACAAUUCUUGGGCAUAGUAAAGGAGGAAAUAUUGUACUCCUUUAUGCAUCUAAAUAUCACGACAUAGAUGCAGUAAUCAAUGUUUCUGGUCGUUAUGAUCUGAAGAAAGGCAUUGAAGAGCGUCUUGGUACAGGCGUUUUGGAAAGAAUUGGGAAGAGUGGAGUUAUUGAUGUUAAAAAUUCAAAAGGAGAAACUCAUCUAGUCACCAAGGAGAGUUUGAUGGAUCGACUUAAUAUAAACAUGCAUGAAGCUUGCCUUUCCAUUGAUGAAAAAUGCAGGGUGUUGACAGUCCAUGGAUCCAAUGAUAAAUUUGUCCAUAUCGAGGAUGCAAUGGAGUUUAACAAAUUCAUAGCAAACCACAGAUUACAGAUUAUAAAAGGAGCUAAUCAUGGAUACACUUCUCACCAAGAACAACUUGCUUCAGCAAUUCUGAAUUUCAUCAAGGACACCCGGCUAUGA
Messenger RNA from Fraxinus pennsylvanica, 810 nucleotides. Lineage: Eukaryota; Viridiplantae; Streptophyta; Magnoliopsida; Lamiales; Oleaceae. The record is from the annotation of a GenBank genome assembly.